GAGGCGACGACGAGGAAUGAACAAGGGAGCGGCGAGCCAGGCCAAAGCGAAGCAAAGCUGCCGCUGCCGCUGCCGUCCACGCACUGCUCACCUUCUCCGACAGCGCCCCUCUUCCACUUCUUCCCCGUUCGCUGGCCACUCCUUUUCCCUCCCGCGCGUCGCCUCGUUUUCUUUUCCGUCGAUGGACUUGUUGGGUUCACGGCCAAAAUUUUUUCAUGCCAAAAAAUUGGUAAGUAAAUAUUGGAUAAAAAAAUUGUCUUCGAUUUGGCAAGUUGAAUAUGAAAAAUCUACAGGUUUUGAUAGCGAACUAAAUGGCAACCAAAAUUAUAGCUUAGUAUAUUUUAGAAGCCAAGCAAACAGGUCCGAAGUCAAUCGGCCGGGGUGUUUUCUCUAGAGUUUACUGGUCCGAGAAAGGAUGCCGCGGGUUUCAUUUUUUUUCCGUUCUUUAUUUGGAAUUUUUUGACGAUUGAAAAAAAAGCAAGAAGCAAAUAAAUCCGUGCCGUCUCGUGUGAGCAUUCAUGGCUUGCGAGAGCGGGUCUCUUUCGGCAGGGAAUCUGGGUGAACCUAUCCGUUCAGUGCUCAUCAGGUUUGCUGACACGCUGUGCGAGACUGUGACGGUGCGGUGCGGACCCUGGAGUGAGCAGCGUGGAGGCAGGACGUCUGCACGGCGGUGGGGGCACGUGUCCCGUCGCUCAUGCGGACACCUCACUCCCUCCCGCACCGAGUCAUAUGAUGGUGCCGUUUGGUUCAGCUUCUGGCCGGAUUCUGGCCGCCAGAAGCCGAAGCGGCUCUCAAACGCCUAAAUUCUUGAUCCGCUUUUGCGCGCCGCGCUUCGACGAGAAGCCAGACGCCUACGCGACGCCAUAAGCCGACCUCACGCCGCGUCCGCAGAAAGCCGCUCACAUUUGCCUAGGGUUCGCAACCCGCACGCUCUCGUCCCCGACGCAACUCGCCGCCGCCGCUCUCCUCCCCGUCACAUCCCCCGCGCUCGUCCUUGGCCGAAAGCCGACCUCAUUCGCGACGCCCGCGGCGCUCGUCCUAUCCCCCAUCGCAUAUCUCGCCGCCGCGCUCGUCGUCUUCGCAGGGGUUUGACCGCGGAUCGUCAAGCUGCGAGUCGUGCCAACAGCGCCUCUCGUCGUCUUCGCAGAUUUUCCCAUCAACUCGGUCCUUCCUGUUCGGUUCCAAGAUCCCCUGAAGGAAAGAUGGAUUCAACAGACUCCAUAGCCGACAAGGCAAUUGGAAGGAUGCAAGAGAUUGCGGACAAGAUAUUUUCCGUAGCUCGUGAAACAAUCCGUCCAGGACGCGGGUUGACCUCAUUUGAGGCUACCAAAUUACGUGUAGCAUUGGAGGACAUUGCUUGCAUGCUUGAGCAAGACUCUCUGGUGUUGCAAGAGAAUUUGGACAACGUGAACAACGUAAACAACCCUGGUGAAAGCAGCUACGAACCGUCAGCCUUGUCCUCACCACCCCCUGCUGACGAGUUCCUUAGUCCGGAUUGGGACUUUGCUGAGCACUUCGAAAACUUCUGGGGUCUUGAAUAUGACUCCGACCAAAUGCCAUCGUUUAGUGACAAUGAAGUUUAAGUUGGAUAAUGUUAGAGUCAGGUGUUAGUGUGACUGGGAUAGAUCAGGCUUUUGGUCCUUGCGACUUUCUAAACUGUUCCUUGUGCUUAUGUGUUCAGCAGCACUUUUAUUUCGUCAGUCCCUAUAUGUAAUUAUGGCAAACGAAUGUGAGUGCUUAUGGUACUACUUUUAUUAUGGUC
Zea mays is the source of this 1762-nucleotide messenger RNA. RefSeq lists its product as uncharacterized. The record is from RefSeq and is marked predicted. Lineage: Eukaryota; Viridiplantae; Streptophyta; Magnoliopsida; Poales; Poaceae.